AUGGCUCAGGUGAAGCGUCGCUCCAAGAGAGGCCAGGUGGGCCUGGUGCAGGUGGGCGUGGAGACCUAUGGAGGUGGGAUUUGGAGCACCUGGUUCGACCGGGACCUGACUGUGGCCGGGCGGGUGAUCGUAAAGGACCUGGCUGCGGGGCGGCUGGAGCAGCGGCUGGUGUGGGUGGAGCGGCCCGUCUUGCGCAUCCCCCACCUGGCCAUCCACCUGCAGCGCAGCGUUAACGAGAGCUUUGGGCCCAACACGGAGCAGCACCUGGUGCCCAUCCUGGCCACUACCAUCCAGGAGGAGCUGGAGAAGGGGGCACCCAAGGCUGGGGCUCCCUGCGCUGCUGAUGCCCAGACGGAGCGGCACGCCCCCGCCCUGCUGUCCCUGCUCUGCUCCCAGCUGGGCGUGAAGCCGGAGCAGAUUGUGGAGAUGGAGCUGUGUCUGGCGGAUACGCAGCCAGCGACGUUAGGCGGCGCCUUUGACGAGUUCAUCUUCUCCCCCCGCCUGGACAAUCUGCACAGCUGCUACUGCGCCCUGCAGGCCCUGAUCGACUCCUGCGAGGCUCCCGGCUCCCUCUCCCAGGAGCCCAACGUCCGCCUGAUUGCGCUGUACGACAACGAGGAGGUGAGCGGAGGGGGCGGUGACGUGCCCCAGCUAGAACUGAGCUGA
Molecule: messenger RNA, 666 nt
Organism: Terrapene triunguis (Three-toed box turtle)
Lineage: Eukaryota; Metazoa; Chordata; Testudines; Emydidae
Product: aspartyl aminopeptidase-like
Exons: 7
Coding region: 1-666 (221 amino acids)
Biological process (GO): proteolysis
Molecular function (GO): zinc ion binding; aminopeptidase activity
Source: RefSeq, a predicted model, not a curated record